AUGGCUGAGAAACAGCAGGUUUCCCAGAAUGUGCUGCGCUGUUAUGUUUGCUCUGAGACAUUUAAAGACCCUGUAUCUCUUGGCUGUAAUCACAGCUUUUGUAAAACAUGUCUUACUGAAUUCUGGGAACAAGUAAGGAACAGGAACUGUCCUAUCUGUAAAAGAAGGUCAUCUAAGGAGGAUCCAGUGAUUAAUUUCUCGUUGAAGGAACUGGCUGACUCCUUCACUGGACGCCUUCAACUGGAUAAAAACCCAGACGAGGGGAAGGAGAUGGUGUGUAGUAAACACACUAGAACACCAGUAUGGUUCUGUGUGGACGAGGACAGGGCUGUGUGUGACAACUGCCAAAACCCCACACAGCACGCUACACACAUAGUUAUACCCUUAGAGGAGGCUGUGCAGGACAUGAAGGGGAAGCUGAAGUCAAACUUGGAGAAAAUGCAGACAAAUCUGAAAAAAUGCACAGAUACUGAAACGGUCUAUAAGGACAUGGUGCAACAUACAAAACACCAGCUAGCUGCUACAGAGAGAAGCAUAAAGAAGGUAUUUGAGCAGCUCCAUCAGUUCCUGAGAGAGGAAGAGGCCAGACUGACUGCACUGAGGGAGGAAGAGGAGCAGAAGGGGAAGAUGAUUGGCCGAGAGAUGAAGACCCUUCAGGAGCAGAUUGAGACUUUAAAGGACUCAAUUCAACAUGUGGAGAAUGACCUGAAACAGACCAGCGUGCCCUUUCUCAAGGACUACCAGAGCACAAAGAGCAGAGCCCAGUGCACACUACAGGACCCACAGCUGCUAUCAGGGGCUCUGAUAGAUGUAGCCAAGCACCUGGGCAACCUCAAGUUCAGCGUCUGUGAGAAGAUAGUGGAGACUGUAGAGUACCACCCUGUAAUCCUCGACCCCAACACUGAACAUAUUUACCACAUUCUUUCUGAAGACCUGGCAAGUGUGAGAGAGAUGAAAAACAAACAGCGGGAGCUGGACAACCCAGAGCGCUUUAUGAAGUAUGCAAGGGUGCUGGGCUCUGAGGGCUUCACCUCAGGAAAGCACUGCUGGGAGGUGCAGGUGGGGGACAGGAGCAAGUGGAGUUUGGGUGUAGCCAAGGAGUCUGUGGAGAGGAAGGGAAAGACAUUCUUACAUCCUGAAGAUGGGAUCUGGACAGUAUGGAAGAGAGAUGAUACAUAUAACGCAAGUUCUAAGACCCUCUCCCUGAAGACUGCACCUCAGAGGGUCAGAGUGCAGCUGGACUAUGAGAGAGGAGAGGUGUCCUUCUACGACCCCAGUGACAUGUCCCACAUUUACACUUACAAGCACUCUUUCAAGGACAAGCUGUUCCCAUAUUUUAGCACUGGUGGUGAUGAAGGUGAAACGAGUCUUCAGAUCUGCCCCUUUAAGGUAUCCCUAACUGUAAAAAGUCUUUGAAUAAUUGUACAAUGUGCAAAGUUAAACUGUUUAUGGUCUGAUGAUUAAGUUAAACCUGAAUAAGCCAAUGGCAAACAUGUUGGAGCUUCAUUUAAACUUGCUAAACAAUCUGUACUUGGUACUAUGCUAGCACCUGUACUUGUACCUGUAGUUUUGUCAUUCUGGAGACUGGACUAUUUAACUAAGUAAUGACCAAGCGUAAACUUUACAUCCAGCCACCACUGCUAAAAGUGACUACAACCAGUUGCUCCGUUGCUCAUAUGGACGUGUCUUCAUCCACACAGAAGUGUUUUAAUGCCCCACACCACAGCGCUGUUAUUCAGUUUGAGUGGUUCUUUGAUCGUCUCAGCAAGUUCCUUCAAGGAGAAAAUGUACACACAUGUUUACAUUACAUUACAGAUGGCAUUUACAAUUUUUAACCGAAGCGACUUACAACAUGGUAUACAACAUUUUUUUUAAGCUUUUAAGAGCAAUUCUAACAACAAUUUUACAACAAACCACAAUCAUUUUCUCUCUGUCCACUCACUGGAAGGCGGGUUUUAAUGACUUGGCACAACUUGGUACUGAACUAGAUGACCCUGUGCUGUGCAGACAAAUGUGAGUCGGAUCAUAAAGACCAGAACACUGGGCGGAGAGACCAUCCGUAAAAACACUAUCCACAGAAGCACUGAAGCACCAGCAGAAGAGAGAUAUCCUUACCCCACCUGCCUAGUAUCUCUCAUUGAUGCACCAGGGCACAUUCUCAGUGAUGUUUGGCCUACUGGGGUCAUCAGGUGUUUAGGCUCUUCCAGCAGUCAUACUCUCACCCAGGUGACCCAGCCAGGUGACCCACCCAAGUGACCCAGCCAGGGCUGACCAAGCAUUCACACUCUCACCCAAGUGACCCAGCCAGGUGACCCGGCCAGGGCUGACCAAGCAGCAGGUCUGUCCUCUCCUGAUCCACAGCUGUUCUGAAGCAACCUAUUGCCUCCUUGUAGUUGAAAUCAAUAUUAUGAUACCUCUGGACUAAUGCAACUGUCAAGAUAUGGAUGUGUUGGUUCAACUAUGUCAAUUUUUGUAAGAAUAAUCAGAAUAAUGGGUUGAUCAUGUU
Sardina pilchardus (European sardine) is the source of this 2506-nucleotide messenger RNA. Its product is annotated as zinc-binding protein A33-like. NCBI's taxonomy places the organism in Eukaryota, Metazoa, Chordata, Actinopteri, Clupeiformes, Clupeidae. Gene Ontology annotation, molecular function: zinc ion binding; protein binding; ubiquitin protein ligase activity. Gene Ontology annotation, cellular component: cytoplasm. The record is from RefSeq and is a predicted model, not a curated record. The coding region runs from base 1 to 1416 and encodes 471 amino acids. Gene Ontology annotation, biological process: protein ubiquitination. The transcript has 6 exons.